UCAUUAAUAAUGGUUUUCGGGUAUAUUCUUGGUAAUACAAUAUACCUUCUUGUAACAUUGCUUAUCGCUAUUUUCGCUUACUACAAAUGGAUAUACCAAUAUUGGCAAAAAAGAAACCUACCCUUUCUGGAACCUUCUAUACCAUAUGGAAACACUACGAAUCCUCGCAAUCGUAAGGAACACAUUAGUCUACAACUUAAACACUUUUAUGAUGAAAUGAAAGCUAAAGGCUGGAAACACGGUGGAAUUUAUAUGGUUCUAUCCCCAGCUUACUUAGUAGUAGAUUUGGAUUAUCUCAAAAACGUGAUGACCAAAGACUUCCAAUACUUUACCGACCGUGGAAGGUACUACAACGAGAAAGAUGAUCCUUUAAGUGCUCACUUAUUCGCCUUAGGUGGUUAUAAAUGGAGAAACUUGAGAACUAAACUCACUCCAACUUUCACUUCCGGGAAAAUGAAAAUGAUGUUUCAAACACUGGUGGACUGUGCUCCCGAUUUGCUGGCAAAAGUUGACUUUCAUCGUGUGAAUAAAACACCAAUUGACAUCAAGGAAACAGUAAGUUGUUUCACGUUGAAUAUUAUCGGGUCUUGUGCCUUUGGGUUGGAUUGCAACACUUUUAAAGAAGAAAACUCGCCUUUCAAAAAAUACGGUCAAAAGUUUUUUGUUAUGGAUAAGUAUAGAUUGAUGAUGCGAAUGUUUAUGAUAGUUUUUCCUAACGCUGCUAAGAAACUAGGAGUCAAGAUCACACCUUCUGAUGUUUCAGAAUUUUUCCUCACUGUUGUGAAAGACACACUUGACUAUAGAGCGAAGAACAACUAUAUUCGUAGAGACUUCCUACAGUUGUUAAUCGAUCUUAAAAGUGACAAACUUGGAGACAAAAACGGUUAUAACGGAAACGAUAACAGUUUAACAUUUGAAGAAAUAGCAGCUCAGUGUUUCGUUUUCUUCAUUGCCGGAUUUGAAACGUCAGCGUCAACUAUGACUUUUGCCCUGUAUGAGUUAUCGCGGAACCAAAAAAUGCAAGACAAAGUUCGACGAGAAGUAGAUACAAUUUUGGCAAAGUACGAUGGUAAGAUCACAUACGAAGCCAUCCAAGACAUGAAAUACAUGGAUAUGGUGAUCAACGAAACCUUAAGAAAAUAUCCACCAGUGUCCCAUAUCACAAGACGGUGCGUAAAAGAUUAUAAAACUCCAGAUAAAGAUGUUGUUAUCGAAAAAGGUACAAUGGUUUUCAUCCCAAUCCUAGCGAUUCAUCAUGAUGAGGAAUAUUAUCCAGAACCGGAAAAAUUCGAACCGGAGAGAUUUACUGAAGAAAAUAGGAGUAAGAGGCAUCCUUAUGCCCACAUUCCGUUCGGCGAAGGUCCUAGAAUUUGUAUAGGUGCACGUUUUGGAAUGAUGCAGUCGAAGGUGGGUUUGACGACUCUGCUUAAAAAUUAUAAGUUUACUGUUAAUGGGAAAACUGUAGAACCUCUUAAAAUGAACGCACAAGCAUCUGUUUUGGUUGCGGAUGGGGAGAUAUGGUUGAAUGUUGACAAAAUAUGAUUUUAGUUAUUGUAAAAUAUCGAUAACAUUUAGUUUAAAUUUAAAUACUGGAUCGAUGGGAGAUAAUACAAAACCGACCUGGAAGAAUUCUUCUCAAUCUUUGAUAAACGACACGAAAGUACGCUGUCUGUCAAAGAUUGGCUAAUGUUAUUUGUGCUAAGUGUAAUUAUGUUCUUAAAUAUAAACAUAAAUAAUAAGAAAUUAAUCUUC
This is a messenger RNA of Zophobas morio, 1752 nucleotides long. Its product is annotated as probable cytochrome P450 6a14. Gene Ontology annotation, molecular function: monooxygenase activity; iron ion binding; heme binding. The record is from RefSeq and is a predicted model, not a curated record. Lineage: Eukaryota; Metazoa; Arthropoda; Insecta; Coleoptera; Tenebrionidae. Bases 10 to 1542 code for a protein of 510 amino acids. The transcript has 2 exons.